Messenger RNA from Emericellopsis atlantica, 1410 nucleotides. Its product is annotated as metal binding domain of Ada family protein. NCBI's taxonomy places the organism in Eukaryota, Fungi, Ascomycota, Sordariomycetes, Hypocreales, Bionectriaceae. Gene Ontology annotation, molecular function: sequence-specific DNA binding; methyltransferase activity; zinc ion binding. Gene Ontology annotation, biological process: regulation of DNA-templated transcription; DNA repair. The record is from RefSeq and is a predicted model, not a curated record. Bases 295 to 1008 code for a protein of 237 amino acids. The transcript has a single exon.
UCGUUACGUACAUAGGGCUCAAGCGUGCCCUGCAAAAGAAGCAUUGCCCCAGAUGUGCUCGUACUUAUGAGUCAGCUGGCGACUGGCCGCCUCAUUGGCCAGUUUGAAAGCAAUGUCCCCAGAUCCCAGACAGUAGAAAACAAACUCAGAAACCAUCAUUUAUUAUCCCACAUGCACCAUGUUCAUCGCAUUGGCGACGGCAGGACCCCACGAGAUGGCUGUCACUGAUGGAUUUCACACCAACAUAUCGAUGAAUCUACCUACGUGAAGAAGCGCUCUACGCUAGACGGCAAUAUGGAUAUCGCCAGCUUUCAAACCCCCUCCAGCGGCGCGCCUACGCCUGCGUCAUUCAUGCCACUGUUCACGGAUGAGAACAGUCGCUGGGCAGCUGUGCGAUCACGCGACAUCAGCGCAGAUGGCACCUUCGUCUACGGCGUUCGAUCAACCAAGAUUUACUGUCGGCCCAUUUGUAAGGCAAGGCUCGCUCGACGCGCCAAUGUGACCUUCUACGACAGCAUCCACGAAGCACGCGACGCUGGCUUCAGGGCGUGCAAGCGAUGCAAGCCGGACGCGGAAGGGUUCAUGCCAGAGGAGACGGCCGUCUACAAGAUCAGAGAGUUUAUGAAUAAGGGCGGCGACGUCAGUGGGACGAGUCGCAUGAGUCUGGGCGACAUGGCGCGGGCAACUGGCUUGAGCAAAUGGCACUUUCACCGCGUGUUCAAGAGGUGUGUAGGCAUGACACCAGUAGAGUACGCCAGGAUGCGAAGAACAGGCACCGCAUCGCUGGACGUCGCCGCGCUGGCCCAUCAACCGCCUGGCCCAGCGGAGAGCGCGGAAUGGCUGCAUCAUCUGGACGCGAAUUACCAGGACCUCGUCGCUCUGUGGACACAUGGACCCGCGACUAUGUGUUCAGCAGCGGUCGACGUGCGCGUCGAUGAAGGCGAGCCUGGCUUGGCGUGGACAGACUUCCUUGCUUGGCCUGACGAGGAUUCCCAAUCGCCUCGAUGAGCGCUAAAUAAUACAUUGGAACCUUGCUUGCUACAUUCAUCUUCUGUAUUUUGGAACCGGCUGUGUUCAGUGCCGGCGGUGUGUCCAGACCCGUGGCGUUUGAGCAGUGUCUCAAGAGGCUACCCCUGUCCCUCUCUCCCCGCGACAUCAACACCAUGCAGGGUCUACCUAGUCUCAAGUGCGGCUACGAUAAAGUUACAGAACACUGCAACAAUCGAUUCCGGCCACGCGGCGGCUGGCUUAAUGGGCCAGGGGAGACGAGACACCAUCUGAACCACAGACGACACACUGUCCACCUUUGCAACGGCCUCAAAUCAUCCCCAUGAUCCGUAUGACGCCCUUAUGGCGCUUCACUCAACCCACGACUGGCCAUCAAGUUUGGUUUGUUUACAACUUUAAUUA